UGCUUGGGGUGGGGGAAGCUUAAUUUAUUCACCGGCCUUUUAGUUUGUUUCUGAGUAGAUGAAGAAAAUAUUCCUUUAAAAUACAUUAUUCUAUUAUAAAGUAACUCAAGAGAUCGACCUCCCGCACCCCAGCAAAGAUGAUUGACACGCUUGUAACAUCAGAAGCUCAGAACCUUCUUCACCAGCUGAACUCACUCUUGGAGCAGGAGCUGAAAUGCCAGCCAAAAGCUUGUGGCUUGCGGCUGAUUGAAACGACUCAUGACAAUGGCCUCCGGAUGACUGCCAGACUUCGCGACUUUGAAGUGAAAGAUUUGCUUAGCUUAACUCAGUUCUUUGGAUUCAGUACAGAGACGUUCUCUUUAUCUGUGAACCUUCUGGACCGGUUUUUAGCUAAAAUGAAGGUGCAGCCAAAACAUCUAGGUUGUGUCGGCCUCACCUGUUUCUAUCUAGCAGUAAAAGCCACAGAAGAUGAGAGAAAUGUCCCUCUGGCAACGGAUUUAAUCAGAAUCAGCCAGUAUAAGUUUAGUGUGUUUGACAUGAUGCGGAUGGAGAAGAUUGUGUUAGAAAAGUUGGGCUGGAAAGUGAAAGCUACAACUGCUGUUGUUUCCUUUUAUUUAUAUAUGUCUUUAUUUCUUCCUCCCAGGCAAAAACUAUUUACAUUAGAGCGGCUCGAAACAAAUCUGAAAGCCUGUCAUUGCAAGAUUGCAUUUUCCAAAGCAAAGCCCUCCAUGUUGGCCUUGUCAAUUUUGGCUGUUGAAGUUCAGGAGCAGAAGUUAUUUGAACUGACAGAUGUAUUAGAAUCUCUACAGAAACAUUCCAAGCUCAACAGCAGAGACUUGUUCUGUUGGAAAGAGUUUGUAUCAAAGUGCCUUGCAGAGUAUUCUUCAGGCAAAUGUUCGAAGCCAAAUGUUCAAAAGCUAAAAUGGAUUGUGUCAGGUCGCACAGCAAGACAGCUGAAGCACAGUUACUAUAGGAUAGAACAUUUACCCACAAUUCCAGAAACUGGCUCCUGAUGCUGUUGAAGGUUACACAAGUGGAAAGGGCAUACAAGAAUGGUCUGAUACUAAUUUUAUGGACUAUGGAGCAUUUGUUUGGAAUGCACAAAAUGUGAAUCCAAGGAUAAAAUGGCAGCUAGUUUAUACAUUUUAUUAUGCUUACAACUUAAAAGGAAA
This is a messenger RNA of Nanorana parkeri, 1172 nucleotides long. It is a transcript of the gene CCNG1, whose product is annotated as cyclin G1. Lineage: Eukaryota; Metazoa; Chordata; Amphibia; Anura; Dicroglossidae. Gene Ontology annotation, cellular component: nucleus; cyclin-dependent protein kinase holoenzyme complex; cytoplasm. The record is from RefSeq and is a predicted model, not a curated record. Gene Ontology annotation, biological process: regulation of cyclin-dependent protein serine/threonine kinase activity; mitotic cell cycle phase transition. Gene Ontology annotation, molecular function: cyclin-dependent protein serine/threonine kinase regulator activity. The coding region runs from base 138 to 1013 and encodes 291 amino acids. The transcript is spliced from 7 exons.